AUGAAUCUUGGCCGUGAUGGGUUUUCUGAUACAUUCAUUGUUAACUUGAGCCUUCAGAGGACGCUUAUACUAGCACUCGCCAACCUAAUUAAGGUUACCUCCAACUUUCACCUUUCUACCAAAUUUCAAAAUGAUCCAUCUAAGCACCCCUCUUCAUUAAACGAUCUCUACUGA
Molecule: messenger RNA, 174 nt
Organism: Sclerotinia sclerotiorum 1980 UF-70
Lineage: Eukaryota; Fungi; Ascomycota; Leotiomycetes; Helotiales; Sclerotiniaceae
Exons: 3
Coding region: 1-174 (57 amino acids)
Source: RefSeq, a predicted model, not a curated record